GUCGAGGAUUGUGUGAACGGAAGGCUUCGGGCGCAGCGCCCGUCACUGAAUGUGACCGGACGCGGGAAGACGCCGGGACCAGCGGAUUCUUCGUGAUCGCCCGCGGAUUACGAGCACGAAGUCACGGACCUGCGGGGCGGUCUCGCGUCGGCCACCAGCGGUUGCGCGCGGGCUGCAAUGGACGGACAGCAGCAGCAGGAGUCUUCUGGCAUGCGUCCGGAAUGCACGGCCCACGGCGAAGGAGGCCGAAGCCGAGUGUGCCGACCGUGGUCCGCCGCGAGACGUCGCCGCGGCCGCUGCUUCCGCGUGGGGGCGCGACGUGCGGAUGGGAGCGGAGACAGCGACGAAGACGACGCCUUGAGGUCGUCGCCGCCGCCGCUGCCGCCGCGGUCCUCAGGCGACCGGGAGGACCAGUCCGAGUGGGCGUCGUACCCUCGCGAGGCCCUGUCCUCGCUCGAGUCCCUGUGGCGCGACCGCAAGCUGUGCGAUGUCGAGAUUGACGCGUCCGGCGAAGGCGUAGUCCAGGCGCACAGAGUGGUGCUGGCCGCCGCCAUUCCGUACUUCAGAGCCAUGUUCACGAGCAACCUCCGCGAGUCGCAGGCGCGCAGGGUCUCCAUCAAGGACGUCGGGCUGCGCGCCAUGGAGCUCAUCGUGCACUUCGCGUACACCGGCCACAUCGAGGUGGACGAGAAGAGCGUCUGCCAGCUGCUGCUCGCCGCAAACAUGCUGCAGGUGCAACGCAUAACAAACGCCUGCUGCAGAUUCCUCGAGCGCCAGCUGGACCCUUCAAACUGCAUCGGAAUCGCCGAGUUCUGCCAGCAGCACCACAUACGCGACCUGCAAGACCGCGCUGAGCGCUUCGCCGAGCAGCACUUUUCCAUGGUGUGCCGGCUGGACGAGUUCCUGUCCCUGCCGUGGUCCCGGCUCUUCGAGCUGCUGCGCAGGGACGGCCUCAACGUGCGCAGCGAGACCGAGGUGUACGAGGCGCUGGUGCGGUGGGUGCGCCACGACGAGCGCCGGCGCGCGGGCGACCUCGAGAGCGCCCUCAGGAAGGCCGUGCGCUGCCACCGGCUCGCGCCCAGCUUCCUGCGCCGCCAGCUGGCCCAGUGCGCCCUGCUGAGGGACCGGCCCGGCUGCGCGGACUACGUCGCGGACGUCGUCCGGGACCUGACGCUGUACCGUGGCUGCAGCUGCUGCGACGAGCGAUGCCCCAGCGUCCCGUCGCUGUUGUACGUGGCCGGUGGCUACCUGCGCCGCUCGCUGUGCACGGUGGACUACUUCAGCGCCGAGUCCGGCUUGUGGAGCGCGCUGCCGCCGCUGCCCCUGGAGAGGAGCGGUCCCGGCGGCGCCUUCCUCGCGGGCCUGCUCUACGUGGUCGGCGGUCGCGUGCUGCGGCCGCCGCCCGAGCUGGGAGAGGACGUGCCCGUGGUCCACUGCUUCGACCCGGCGCGCAACUGCUGGAGCGAGCGCUGCCCCAUGGGUGUGCCCCGGCACAGGCUCGGGCUUGCCGUGCUUGACGGACUCCUGUACGCCGUGGCCGGAUCGCACGGCACCAACUGCCUCAGCAGCGUCGAGAGGUACGACCCAUCGACGAACGCGUGGACGAGCGUGGCCGGCCUGUCCCUGGCGCGGUACGGCCUCGGCGCGGCCGUGGUCCGUCGGCGACUGUACGCCGUGGGCGGCUGCGACAGCGCCACCAAGUUCGGCCUCGUCGAGCGCUACUGCCCGGAGCGGGACCGGUGGGACGUCGUGGCUCCUCUCAAGGUGCCCCGCAGCGGAGCAGGAACCGUAGCAUUUGGCAAGCACAUCUAUGUCAUUGGUGGCUACGAUGGUCAAGGCCAAGUCAGCUCCGUCGAGCGUUAUGACACAGACCAUGACAUCUGGGAAAUGGUGGCACCCCUUAACACACGAAGGAGUGCUCUCAGUGCUGCUGUCUUGGAUGGCAAGAUCUAUGCCUUAGGUGGCUAUGAUGGCCAGGAGUACCUGUCGACUGUGGAAGUCUAUGACCCUGCGACGAACGUGUGGACGACGGGGCCACCCAUGCCUUCCUGCAAGAGCGGCCAGGCAUCGUGCUCUUCCCCGGCACCUUGCGUACUCCACAAAGUCUUAUGACUCCGAGGCAACCUACAUACUCCCCCUCACUGUAACUUGACAUAAUGUGAAUGCUACGCAGGCACAUGAGUAAACAAGACCAUGGCAUUGAACACUCGGGUUCAAAUCUUCUUCUUGUACACAUAGCUGGAAGUCCAUGAUUUCAAACAAAUUAACCACUCGCCUUUUCCGCGAACUUCUAAAAACCCCUGCAAGUUUUCAUGCUUGCCGCAACAUCCCAAUACACACAACAUACAUUGGUCGAGCUUUUUCCGAUAUUUUUGACAAAGCAGUCCCUCUGGAACAACCAAAAACAGAAAUCUCAUGUUGACUUCUAAUGGCAUUCCCCUUGAAUCAUGGUGAUGAUAACAGUCACCUAGCCUGCAUAGGCUAAUUAGGUCUUACUGUAUUCAAUGCAUUUUAGUAAUCUGCCUAAGCCUAUUAUGACCCCCUGUCCCCCAUAUGUUCCUUGCUUUUUUGUAGACAGGGUAGCAAACUUGGAGCAAACUUUGCCAACAUUAUGCUUUCCAAGAUCACGAAGCCUUAAUAACAUAUCUUGAAGACCAUCCCAAAACUACCAAAGCCUUGCACAACAAUGUGAGAAGGAACAGUGGCAUCAUUGCAUGUCAACAAGUACUAAACAACGAACAACGAAGAAGAGCAGAGAGCUGAGACAGUAUCGCAAAGGCAGCUAGGUAUUUGAUUGCUUAUGACUCCAGAUGCAUUUAAAACCUUUUCAUUUUUAAUAUUAUAUGUGAUUUGAUGUCUAUUUUAAUAUGACAGAAAUUCCACAUCUUUCAUGGGGGAUGUCACAGGGUCAAUCGAACAGAGAAUCAUUUGGCCAGUAUACAGCUUAAAAUGAAUGCGAAGCACACUCAAUCAAGGGUAUUGUGACAAUUACGGACAACUGUCAUGUUAACACAAGCUGAAUGCAGGUUUUGCCACCAUUCCUCUCUUCUCACAAUGCAAUUCAUAACAAAUUUAAACAAAAAAUUCAUUAGGAAGUAUAAUUAAAAAAGAAUAUUGACAGACAAAUGUCCGCAUACUCGGGCAUACAAAAAUGAAGUAUCGAUUGCCAACCUUGCAGCCAGAAGUCCUAGAAGCCUUCACUUGCUGUGAAAUUAGAGUGAGGUGGAGUACGUAGUGUCUUUUCCUCAACCAAAAAGGUCAGCAGUGGCUGUACAGAAGUUCCAAGUGCAAAAUUUAUUGUUGCUCCUAAAUAAAUGGCAUUAUAAGCGGGCA
Molecule: messenger RNA, 3333 nt
Organism: Dermacentor andersoni
Lineage: Eukaryota; Metazoa; Arthropoda; Arachnida; Ixodida; Ixodidae
Product: kelch-like ECH-associated protein 1B
Molecular function (GO): protein binding
Source: RefSeq, a predicted model, not a curated record